AUGUCAGGGAACAGCAACGGCAGUAUGAUCUCCUGCCUCACCUACUCCUGUAACUACUCAGACUGCUACAGUGUGUCUAUGAAUAGCACUGCUGUCCAAUGUUCCUAUGGUUACAACGUCUGCCAGUUGAAGAGAAAUGAAGGUGUGUCCUAUACACUGAGCUGCGAAGUCUCCUGCAAUAACAUCUCUACCUGUAACAACUCCCAGACAAACUGCAUCAUGAGCUGCUGCAACUCAACAGGCUGCCUGAACUCUACCCUCGCCUCAAUGACAAGCACAACAGCAAUGACUCCAAUGAAGACAACCACAACCCCUACCACAACUAAACCACCAACUACUACCACUACAACGCAACGUCCAAACAAUGGAAAAAAGUGUCACACAUUCCAAUGCACCACGACAGAUUGCUACAAGUCCUACGCCAGCAGCUCACCAGAGUUCUGUUCCGUCAAUCUACACUACUGUGAGUUGAAAAAGACCACAGGAACAACCUGGGAAGCAGGCUGUGCAGCAACCUGCACAGGACAACCCGGGUGCACAGCCACCUUGACCACCGCGUGCCAACAGGAGUGCUGCAACGCCACCGCCACCUCAUGUCUCAAGCUGGAUGGUAGCCUGAACCUACCCUCUUCUGCCACCAGGGGGCCUUCCUUUUCAUUUGGUUCAAUCAUGACUCUGCUGUUUUUUCUGCUCGGUCAUCAGUCCCUGGUGUAAAGAAGAUACUCUGGACCACUGAGGAGGCACGUAGUCCUCAUAUUCAUACACUACAUGUAGGUUUUGUACUGCAAAAUGCUGUUCUGAAUCGGUUGUAAAAUCAUUGUACGCCUCGGCUGUGUGUAAGCCUUUGCCUGUUUUCGUGUGUAUUGAGGUAUGUGAGGGCUCCUUUUGUGUUUUGGUUUAAAAUUAGGAAUUUAAAAUGCUAGACAUGACUAUGUGUCAUUCUCAUUCAGGAUACUGUAUACAUUUGCAAUGUCUAAAAAUAGAAAAUUACUGUUUGUGUGUAAACAUGAAUGACUGAAUUAAGUCCUGGUAUGGCACUGUGAAUACAAACCCUCCUUCUCAGCAACAUUGCAUGUGUCUUUUUUAGAUGGAAACCAAGUGGUUAAAGGAGAAAGUGUCUGGAAAUGUCAUUAAAACAAAUUAAUUAUUUCAGAUCCUUUGAUAGCAGUUGACCUUGAUGUACUGAGAGAAGCAGCAAAAA
Molecule: messenger RNA, 1201 nt
Organism: Osmerus eperlanus (European smelt)
Lineage: Eukaryota; Metazoa; Chordata; Actinopteri; Osmeriformes; Osmeridae
Exons: 6
Coding region: 1-714 (237 amino acids)
Source: RefSeq, a predicted model, not a curated record